UAUUUGAUUGAGACCUUCACUAUGGAAGUAGUUUUAAUGUUUUGUCUUUUGGUUAUACCCUUGAUCUCUCAAAACGUAGACCAAGUGGGCGAGACUACUACGGAUCUGCUCUGUAGCAAUGGAACGGAAGACAGUUGUGAAGCCUUCAACAGUACAGAGAUUCCUACGACUUCGGCAGCCGAGGUGACCACUGCGACGACGUCCUCUAAGAAAUCAAAGACUCCUACUGCCAAGACCGUGAACAAGAAACCUUUACCUGUCUUCAACAACACAACACCCUCCCGCCCUCAGCCGGACUGCACUUGUGAUUUGACUCGUGGAGGCUGUGAAAUAAACUGCUGCUGUGACGUAGACUGCGGUCCAGAACACCGCGCUGUGUUCACCCACUGCAUCGCUUUACCACCGAUAGUGGACUCGGACUACUGUUUUCCAACACAACUGUUGUACCGCAACAACUCCAACCACCAAACGGUAGAGACGGAUCCUGGCGUACUCUGUGUGGUCCAGCAGAACACAUUCGCAUCCACUGAUUUUACAGAUAUUCCUGUGAUAACAACAAAAACUGCUUUUAACAAAAAGCUUGGACGACGCAGAUACUACUCAUGGCCCAACCCCUCCCUUCCCUCCACUGUGUUCGAUACGGAGACUCCAUUCAGGGAUGGGUCACCAGUAUGGAUAACUGACAAUGUCACGAUCUCUCGUUUGGGUGUGCCAGUUUCUAUUGGUCACAGCACCUUGUGCCACGGCACAGUGGAGGUGACGUACCUGACAGAUACAGAGACAAGUUGCACGAAACCGCUCACGACAAAGGCAGAAUGUCAUGCUUCCACAGAAGCACAGUUCUUUAUCAUUUCAUCCCCUCACAGCUACAACUUUACCCAACCCCAGGACUGCACAGAGGAUGUAUGCAUUCCAUUGCACAACUACAUUUGUUCAGACGCCUGCAUCGAGAGGACCUUGCCUAAACCAGUGUUCAACGAUACAACCAACAUUUGCCACAACCUAAUUGACACCUUGGAAUACAAAAUAUACCACAACGGAUCUCGAGGCAUAGUGGACGUAAAAGGUUAUUAUACGCUGCGAAAUCUUUCCGUCCACCGAGACCAGCUUGUCCGCAAGCGUUACAAAGUAACGUAUCUGUGGGCUGGUAGCAGUGACCAGCAAGUGUUCAGGCGUAGUGGCAGCCCUGGGUACGACCGGGGGAAGCCUGUGAUAUCAGGCAGGAGGUCUUUGAAAGCGGUGACUUAUAACUUCUCCACGUCUGAUUGGAUAAGUGUCGGCGUCGCAGGGGGUUCAGGCUACUGUCGAGACAGGUACAAUCUGCUCUUUGGAGAAAAUAUCCGUACACAAUGCUCGCUUACAGUUAAAGGAACUUGCAAGCAGAUACAACAACAGAUCUGGCAGCAAAUUUUGGGUCCGGUAGCGAAUCUGUCUGAAGCAGUUAUCUCAAGCUAUGGAGACCCAAAGGAGGGAGAGGUAGAGGCCUGGGUGCCGUUGCUGUCAGCUGAGCCACCCCCGGUUCCGGCACUCACCACAGCUGUGGACAUUAUUAUCGUCUACUCUCUCGUGGGACCUAUGGCCAGACCUCAAGCCAAGAUAAUUGCAGCCUACCUGGACUUGUUACCAUCAGCAAACACGUGUGAGUCUAACCACACCACAGUGGUAGUUGAGACGUCAGUGAGAUUUAUUGACAAGACUACUCCUGCUGUCACCAAGUUUGCACAGCCUCCUGUAUACGAGAUCAAACUACCACAGGAUUUCUUUUACCCCUUCCUAUCUGCUGGUAGUGGAAUCCAUCCCAGUAAAGAAAUUAUGUUGUUGGUUGUGAUAUUUUAUAAUGUUGUAGGGGAAUAUUUUUAGAAUACAAACAUGAAAAGGUUUAGAUUUAAACGUGGAAUAUCAAAUGGUAAUUGUAACUAAGUAGUAUAUGUUACUUGUUUUUAAUUAAUCAAAAUACUGUUCAUUUAAGAAACAUACUUGUAAAUAACUUUCUUAACCUUUCCCAUGCCACUAGUAAGCCAUUUUGAAGGCUUUUUGUGAAUGAACAAACUCUCCAAGAGACACAAUGUAAAAUCAGAAAUAAUCGUAUUUGGAGUUUUGUUUAGAUUCGAAUAUAUCCAUAUUAAGUGUGGGUAAUGUUAAUGUUAGUUAAUUUUGUUAUGACCUCAAAUCUAAUUAUGCUAUCUGGUUCACUAAAUUAAUUGCUGAUAACUUAUUUACUCAAAACCCUUAAGUUUUAAUCUCUAUUUUUUAGACUGCUGUGCUUAUCCAGAGAGUAAUGUUAAACAAAUUAAUACAAAGCCAAUUUCAUUUAUAAAUGAAGGAAUAUAAACGGUUUUCUAUUGUUUGUUCAGGUAAUAUAGCGAGUGACAAUCAUACCCUAACCAUCCACAAAGAAAUGUUCCAUCAGUAAUGAAUGCAAUUUUGACAGUGUUUUUGUGAUAUUGUAGUAUAUUAGUAUUCUUCAGUGAGUUUAGUUUACUGUUGGCUUAUAGUGUAUUAAUAAUGAUUUAUUGUAAAUGUUUUAUAGAUUUCAGUUUAAUAAAUAUUUUUCCAAUUUUCGUAUUGUA
Messenger RNA from Homalodisca vitripennis (glassy-winged sharpshooter), 2570 nucleotides. Its product is annotated as tectonic-3. Gene Ontology annotation, biological process: cilium assembly. Bases 22 to 1860 code for a protein of 612 amino acids. The transcript has 6 exons. The record is from RefSeq and is a predicted model, not a curated record. Lineage: Eukaryota; Metazoa; Arthropoda; Insecta; Hemiptera; Cicadellidae.